UGUUUGGGGAACGCUCUCUGCCAAUGCGCACUACCACCACUAUCCCAUAACUACCCUCCAUCCAUUCCGUCACCACAGGGACGCGCAAAGAAAAGAUAGAAAACAUGUCGGACAAGAAACAGACUGUGGAUUUGGGAUUAUUAGAGGAGGACGAUGAGUUUGAAGAAUUCCCAGCCGAGGAUUGGACGGGUCUGGAUGAGGAUGAAGAUGCCCACGUGUGGGAAGACAACUGGGACGAUGACAACGUAGAGGACGACUUCUCUAAUCAACUCAGAGCGGAGCUGGAGAAACAUGGUUCCAAGAUGGAGACGUCGUAGGAGCUGCCGAGUCCACACAGCUGUUGGGAUUGGAUAUGGAUGGACAUUGGUGUUAUGAAUGUUAUAACUUCACACUUACGAUGGAGGAUGUUUAACUAAACUCGCUCCUUUUUUUUCUUCUAAGAAACCUUGACACGAGUAAAGUGUUUGAAAAUAUCCCCCUUUGGAUAUUUUCAUUGUUCUACUGAUCUGCAUUUAUUCAGAUAAUGUAAGAGUUAUGUAAAUAUUAAAGGUGGUUCAGUUCA
This is a messenger RNA of Coregonus clupeaformis (lake whitefish), 562 nucleotides long. RefSeq names its product 26S proteasome complex subunit SEM1. Bases 105 to 317 code for a protein of 70 amino acids. Gene Ontology annotation, biological process: proteasome assembly; double-strand break repair via homologous recombination; mRNA export from nucleus. The record is from RefSeq and is a predicted model, not a curated record. Lineage: Eukaryota; Metazoa; Chordata; Actinopteri; Salmoniformes; Salmonidae. Gene Ontology annotation, cellular component: proteasome regulatory particle, lid subcomplex; proteasome complex. The transcript has 3 exons.